Messenger RNA from Pocillopora meandrina, 579 nucleotides. NCBI's taxonomy places the organism in Eukaryota, Metazoa, Cnidaria, Anthozoa, Scleractinia, Pocilloporidae. The record is from the annotation of a GenBank genome assembly.
GAUUGUCAACAACCACCCGCAAAAAGGCAGAAAACAGGAAAGAGAGCCGCAGAGAAAGAGCAGCCACAGUCUCCGAACUACAAAUCUAUUUGUAAACAGCUGACUCAAAGAAACCAGCAAGUUGGCAAAGCCUACAAAAGUCUGAAGGCACAGUUCGAUGAAUUGGAAAAGAGCAGCCAAGACAAGGACGAGCAGCUAACCCAGGCCCAGCAAGACGCCGACGAAAUGACAGACCUGGUCCGGCAUAGUGAGCAGCGUGUCGCCGCGUAUAAGGAGGAGCGAAGGGGAAAAGAUGAGCGGAUAAAGGUCUUAGAGCAGCAGCCGCCACGAGCAAUGCAGAAUUCUGCUGUGCCAUCACCUGUAAACCAUGAAGCUGCUGGGAAGGUUGACCGCAACGACCUUCAUCGAAAUCCAUCGACGCUAAGCGGCGGUGUUGUCGACCUCCAGGAGAAAAAAUGUAGCCUAAACAAUGCUUAUGGACUGGCAGGUACAGCAAGUAGCACUAUCAGAGACUUUCUUGGUAUAGCAGAGCUGGGAAGUGUCAAUGAGGUGACAUUUCAAAGCACCUUGGAGAAGCUG